Trichoderma gamsii is the source of this 417-nucleotide messenger RNA. RefSeq lists its product as hypothetical. The transcript has a single exon. The coding region runs from base 1 to 417 and encodes 138 amino acids. NCBI's taxonomy places the organism in Eukaryota, Fungi, Ascomycota, Sordariomycetes, Hypocreales, Hypocreaceae. The record is from RefSeq and is a predicted model, not a curated record.
AUGCUGUCUGUCUAUCCAUCAGAGAUCCAGUACCAGCAACACCUCAACCACUCUCCCAUCCGCCCCAUGCCUCACCGCCAGCCAGACGUCUCGCUGGGCUAUGCCAGUAUGAGUGCCAGCCGUGCCUCUAAGGCGGCCGUUGCCCAACAGCACCAAGCCCAGCAAGAUGCUGCGGUUGCCCAGGCCCUCGAAAUUGCUCGAGAAAGUCCCGACGGCGCCUCAGAUCCAACCGUCAGCACGAUUCUCGAGCAGGCUCUGCAGCAGAUCUGGCGCAAGGUCGAAUCCCAGCCCGACUCUUACAUCAUGUCACGCGACGAAUUUGCCGUCUUCAACUUCUUCCAGCACCGCUUCAACGGCAACAAGAUGGCCGUCACAGCGCGCAAGCGAUACUGGGACCAUACCAGAGUCGAGUGCUGA